Molecule: messenger RNA, 5880 nt
Organism: Esox lucius (northern pike)
Lineage: Eukaryota; Metazoa; Chordata; Actinopteri; Esociformes; Esocidae
Gene: gpc2
Product: glypican 2
Exons: 11
Coding region: 585-2321 (578 amino acids)
Biological process (GO): smoothened signaling pathway; cell migration; regulation of protein localization to membrane
Cellular component (GO): plasma membrane; cell surface; extracellular region
Source: RefSeq, a predicted model, not a curated record
AUGUACCACGGUCUUGAACCGAGGUAUGCAAGUCAAUAUCCUUUCAGGCCAAUAUAUGAAAAUUAUUCCGCAGAUUGUAGGCUGCAAACAAUUGCUUGGGGUGGUGAAGACAAAUUUAGGACCUUGCGGUGCCUCGACUACAUCUGCCCCCUUUUGGCCGCCCCCGCCCCAGCAUGUAUCUCACCCAUCUCCCCCCUAGCUUUCGGUCCUCCUCGUGCUUCAUGCACCGCUCAUUGUUCUGAAACAGAGCGAGUCGCAGGAUGGAGAAAACACCGGGUGGGAUCUGAACACCCCUCCGAAACGGACGCGCACGACACCCCGACCCAAUUGCGACUCAAUAGGAAACAAAUUAUCUGGAGAAAAUACAACGUUGGUAUUUUGAAGUGUUGGCGAAAUAAUUUUUCGUUCCACAUGUGGAACCGAAGAAAUUCAUUUGUCUAGGGAUUACUUUGUCUGGAGAGUCUGGAACUGUUUGUAUUCCGUAACUUUUUGUCAUUUUCUGCGGGACGUUCUCAACAAUCCUUUGUCACCCAUCCAUUAUUUCCCGAAACUGACACGCGGUGAGGAUUUCUGGACGGUGGAAGAUGGUUACCCGACUAUCUGCUCAGAUGUACCCCCUGGUGUUGCUCUGCAUGUUGGCUGCCCUGUCAUGGACUUGGGGCCCGGUGACAGCGGGUAGGAGUUGCUCCGAGACACGGCAGGUGUACGCGGAGAAGGGCUACAGCACAAAUACUGCUCCGCUGACUCAAAUUUCUGGUGAGCACCUCCGCCUGUGUCCCCAGGAUUACACCUGCUGUUCCAGUCAGAUGGAGGAGAUGCUGUCCCACCAGAGCGAGACUGACUUCUUGACAGCUAUUGAGGAGACCAGCCAGUUCCUCCUAACCACUUUUACACAGAGGCACCGCAAGUUUGACGAGUUCUUCAGGGAGCUCAUAGACAUGUCAGAGAAGUCCAUGAAUCAGAUGUUUACCAAGACCUAUGGACGUCUCUUCACACAGAAUGCCAAUGUCUUCCAGGAACUAUUUGUUGAACUGCGCCGAUACUACUCCGGGGGCAGUGUGAGCCUUACAGAGGUGCAGUCAGAAUUCUGGUCCAGUCUGGUAGAGCGGGUCUUCUCUCUGGUAAACCCCCAGUACCAGUUCAGCGAGGAGUAUCUAGAAUGUGUAAGCAAACAUGCAGAGCAGCUUCAGCCCUUUGGGGACCUCCCUCGGAAACUCCGUGUACAGGUGUCCAGGGCAUUUAUUGCUGCCAGAGCACUGGUUCAAGGCUUGGCCACAGGCCGUGACAUAGUUAACAAGGCAAUUAAGUUGAGUGCUGGUGUGGAGUGUGUGCGUGCCCUGAUGCGUCAGUGGUACUGCCCCCUUUGUCGAGGCAUGCCCUCCCUGCGCCCCUGCCACUCCCUUUGCCUCAAUGUGAUGAAGGGAUGCCUGGCCAAUCAGGCUGAUCUGGACACUGAGUGGAACAAUUUCAUUGAUGCACUGUAUCAGGUAUCUGAGAAGCUGGAGGGGCCCUUUAACAUGGAGCUGGCUGCAGACUCAAUCUCUGUAAAAGUGUCUGAGGCUAUCAUGCACAUGCAGGAGAACAGUGUCACCACCUCCACUAAGGUGUUCCAGGGCUGUGGUAGUCCUAGGCCGGCCCUGGGCCGUUCCAAGCGCUCCCCCAAGGAGCCGGGGAGCAACAGGAGACCUUUCCGUACCUACAGCCCAGAGGAGAAGCCAACCACCGCUGCAGGCACAAAUCUGGACCGGCUGGUGUCAGAGUUGAAAGAGCGACUGCGUCCCAUGCGGGGCUUCUGGGUGUCCCUCCCACACACCAUCUGCAAUGACGAGAAUAUGGCUGCUGACGUCACUAACGAGGAGCGUUGCUGGAAUGGACAGGCCAGGGGCAGGUACCUCCCCGACGUGACGGGCGAUGGUCUGGUCAGUCAGAUUAAUAACCCAGAGGUGGAGGUGGACAUCGCCAAGCCAGACGUAAGAACCAGACAGCUCAUUAUGGAGCUCAGAGUGGCCACCAACCGACUGAAACAAGCGCAGGCCGGACAGGACACUGAUUUUGUGGACAGUGAGGUUGAAGAGGGUAGUGGAUCGGGUGGUGGUGACGGAGCAGAGCGGUAUAGUGACGAUUGGCCGGGUUACGGGCCCAACAGUAAGCCCCCACGUAACCCCCAGACACCCAUCAAACCCCCUCGGGUCAGAGACCGACCAACCGGAUCCAAAAGGAACAAGGCACGGUCUAGCUCUGCAGUCACCCGGCCAGCCCUCACUCUUGCAAUUUUGUUUUGGUUAUCAGUUAUGGUGGUUGUUGCCCCCAUGUGGAGAUAGCCUGUUACUGCAGCCUAAAGCUCAGGGUCAUGUUCAUUAAGGCAAGGGUUUUCCAGGGACUCCAUGUAGUCAUCCCGUGGACUCCAUGUAGUCAUCCUUGUUUCAGGCAGUUGCUACCGGUUGGUGCCUAUUGAACACGAUCCAGCCGAGUUUGGGUUGUUAUGGUUGAGUCCAAGAGGGAUUUUGAGUUUCUAUUUGAUCAUGAGCACACUGAUAUUGGAGUUGUUUGGUUAUUCUAGAGGACAGUAAGAGAAGUUGUAUCUAAAAUGUGGUAGAAUCCAGCACAAAAUUCACAAUACUAUUCUUCUGGAAAAUGUAUUCAAGCAAAGGAAGACAACAAAUGUUCCAUGAUUGGCUCUCCCAUAGAAAUAUCCUGGAAUCUUUUCUAAUCAAAAUCAAUCCAGCAGGGCCACACAAACUCUCCAAACAGACCUCAACAUUGAUAUUUGUGAUCAACAAUAUUCAAUUCCAUAAAAAAUAUAUUGUGGCCUUCUAUUAAGCUCAACUGAUAACCAAUUGUCCCAACUCAGCAAUACUUUUUCAGUGUUAAAACAUCCACAUCCAAAUGAGUAUUUUAUAAUGACACUUGCAUUGAAUUAAAAGUUUAAUGUUAAGGCCAUGCUGGGGUCUUAUGUGCAAUGUGCCUGGUACAGGCCGCCAUUUUAAUGGGCCUACUCUGAUAUAUGAUUGCUAAUUUAUUGAUACCUUUAAUUUAUUUGGAAUUUGUAUGAUUUAAUUGUAUUUAUUUAUAAACUUUGUAUAUAUAAUUUAUUUCUAAGCUUUGUUUGAUGUCAGGAAUUGAUUGAACGUGUUAUCUUCUGAAGGUAGUCUUUCAGUGUAGUGGGAAGUUGCCUGAAUGCUGGUCUUGGGUUAGUUUACAUUAUUCCCAAUAAUGGGUAAGGUUAGGAUUGAGGAAUGGGAAGGUGAUUCUAGAUCUGUACCAAGGGAAACCUACUUAAACCUGGUCCUGGAGGUUUUCUAUGUCUAUUGAUUUCUAUUGUGUUAUGCCUCUUGGAUGACAACAACAUUGUAGUUUUAAUGUUCCUCAGUAAUCGGUUCCUUAAAUCAAAUCUCAAGACUCUCUGAUAUUUGCAGACCACUGGACCUGGGGACUCAUGUAUCAAUCUUGCGUAUGUUUCUAACAAAAUUCUGGUGUAUGUGGAAAUCCUACGAUUUGCUUGCGCACAAGAUUAUUGGGAUUUAUCAAGCUGGCGUACGCAACACAUACGCAUGCUUCUGUUGAUACAUCUGACCCAUACUAUACUUUUGCGUAUGUGAACCAUCUUACAGUCCCCGCCCAAAGAACGCCUACAAUUACCCAUAUAAGGUAUCCAAAUUAGCCCUAUUGACUAUGUAAUUUCAGUCACUACACGAAGCAAGGUGGAGACCGGUCAGAGAAAACGUAUAUACUUAAAAUACAUUUCUCAUAAUGUGAACUUCAAAUAAUAUUAUCUGAUAUAGAAUCUAAAAACUUUUUUUCGAAACGUAUCAAGAAGCCCGACAAGAAGUCAUAAAUAUUCUGCAUUGCAAGAUGUGGCCGUUGUUAAUAAAAUAAAGUGGUCAGGGAUCAGUCAAUGUGGAUGCAAGAAAGCUUUGCUGCACUCCUAACCAGUGUCCAAACAGUGUCCAUUGACUAGCAAAUUGCUAGCAUCAUUGGGGAGAUGUGAGUGGAAAAGUUCUAGAUGGGGACAUCGAUAUGUUGCAGUAAAUUAUAAUUUGCCACUAGGCUAAUCACUAGGCUAAACAUUUCAACUUCACAUUCAAGAAACAUAUUGUAAUGACCUGAGCUGUAUCUCAAGCAUACAAGGAUGGACACGAGAGGUGCAGAGCAGAACACAGGUUUAUUAAUACACUCAGGCCAUUGUUUUGCCACAGACCAAGCCAAUAAACCUUACAACAGCUUCCCAAACCCAGACAGAGCGAGAGAACCUAGUAGUCCAACUUUUAUAACUUUCAAAACCCUGCGGGAUUACCCAUCGUACCCCUACACCUCCCGUCUGUCUUGGAAUAAUUAACCCCUGCAAACUCCCAUGAGAACCUGGAAUAACACUGUAACACCCACAACAAUAACACAAUACAGUGUCGUUACAAUAUCAAUACAGACAAAAUCAAAAGGAAUUGGUCAAUUGGUAAAGACAUUACCGGGUCACAGCGGUAAAUCCAAGGCUGUCUUGCAAACACAAGAUCUGUUAAAAGAAAUAGUAGCCUAGAGAACGUGGCCAAGAAAGUAUGUAACAUUUCAGAAGUUUUAUAGAAGAUCAAUGACUCUUGGAAAGACAUUUUUCAUUUAGUGCAGCAUAGCAAAACCUAUAACUUUUUUUAUUUUGAUUAGGCCAAUUGGUGGUUUUAUUUUAUUUUUGGUGAAUACCUAUUUUGUUGUAUUCAUUUUCAUUCAGUGAAUGAAAUUUUAAAUCAAAGUAAUUUCUGAAAUGAAUUGUCAAUUUUGUCAAAUUACAAAUUGUAAGCCAACAUGUGUGAUAACGCAUUAGCUCAUUCAAAAACACAAAGAACCUCUAGGUCAUAAUUGAGCAUCUUUAAAUAAAUCGGCAUAAUUAUAGUGUUUGGUAAUAUAAGCAAUGUUGAAUGUGUUGCUUUACGCACAUGCACAUAAGGCUAUUGUUUGUCUUGUUUUCAAACUGUAUGGAUAUGCCCACUGAAAGGGCUAUGUUUUACAGCCUAAUAGUUCUAAUAGUUUUUUGGAUCAGCUACAGGCUGUAGGGUUUUGACACUUGCUACAUCCGUAACCUAUAAGCCUACGAUGUUGCAGGAAACAGUUUGUGCAUUCCUGUAGGAUAUCCAUAUUUGAUAAUUGAUCAUUUUUCCCAUGUGUUUCAGUUGACAUUCCUCUACCAGCUUUUCUGAAAUAGUAUGGUAUUUCUUCAAUUCAACCGCUAGGCUGUGCAUAUGCAUGAGUUGAAAUUUGCGUAGAGAUACGCACACUUUCCCAUCAAGUUCAACAUUGAUAAAUGCCAACUUUUGCGUCCAAACUGGCAUACACAUGCUUCAUGCACAUAUUUGUGCGUACGCACAAUUGAUACAUGAGGCCCCAAGGCUGUGUCACCAUUUUAUUAUCUACCUAGAGUUUUUUCUACCUCUUGAAAAGUGUGUGCUGUCAUGUACUGAUUGGAUCGGUGCAACCAUGGCUGGAUGAAGUUUCCGCCAUUUUCUUUAAAUGUUUUCUUUUAAAGUUUUAACGUGUGAGUGCACACUUUGGGAGGAGGAUAGACAACUGGAUCCUAGCCUAUCUGGAUCCUAGCUCAACAAAUGACAAAAAUAUUAAGUUUGUCAUUUGUACCAAGGACUUUUAAAUUGAUAUUUUGGUUUUUAGCAUUCUAGACUUUAUUUUCCACUUUUAGUGUCGAAGCAUAAUCCAAACAGUUGUUCUAGUCAAAGUUCCACUUUCACGGUUUUGCUGUUUAGUUGCAUGCUCAGGCCAAAUAUUGGAGUGGUCAGACUCAAUCCAAAACGUGUCUCCACAAAGCAUUUGUGAAGCCACAACACGCACAACCUUGAGGCGGAUUCUACAACAGCAGAAGACCCCACCGGGUACCACUCAUCU